AUGGGUGAUGUGUCUUAUGUCAUUGGCAUUAAGAUUCAUCGAGAUAGACAUCAAGGUAUCUUAGGUCUAUCUCAAGAAGACUAUAUCAAUAAAAUUUUAGAGAGAUUUCGGAUGAAAGACUGUUCACCAAGUGUAGCUCCCAUUGUGAAGGGUGACAGGUUCAAUUUGAAUCAGUGCCCGACGAACGAUCUUGAAAGGGAACAAAUGAAAAAUAUUCCAUACACUUCUGUUGUUGGAAGCUUGAUGUAUGCUCAGGUUUGUACAAGACCUGACAUUGCAUUUGCUGUUGGAAUGUUGGGAAGAUAUCAGAGUAACCCAGGUCUUGACCACUGGAGAGCUGCAAAGAAAGUAUUAAGAUAUCUUCAAGGGACAAAAGACUACAUGCUUAUGUACAAACGAUCAGAAGAUUUGGAAGUCAUUGGCUACUCUGAUUCACACUAUGCUGGCUAUGUUGAUUCACGCAAAUCAACUUCUGGAUACAUUUUUAUGUUAGCCGAUGGAGCUAUAUCUUGGAGGAGUGCCAAACAGACUCUGAUUACUACUUCCACUAUGUAG
This is a messenger RNA of Lycium ferocissimum, 555 nucleotides long. Its product is annotated as secreted RxLR effector protein 161-like. The record is from RefSeq and is a predicted model, not a curated record. NCBI's taxonomy places the organism in Eukaryota, Viridiplantae, Streptophyta, Magnoliopsida, Solanales, Solanaceae. Bases 1 to 555 code for a protein of 184 amino acids. The transcript has a single exon.